ACGAUUGUUAAAUAAUUUGUAAAAGUAAGUUUAUAUUAACUAUAAAAGUACAAAAUGUCCCAAAAAUUAAAAAGGAAAGAUAUGCUAAAGUUGCUGCAAGCAGAAAAUGAGAAAAUUAUGGAUAUGUUGAUUACACAUAAUGUGCCUGACACUAUAGAAACUGAUUACGAGGAAUUUUUGCUAAAUAGUAAUAAAAAAGCAACUAUUAAAAACAAUACUGCAUCCGUUGAUGAAUUACAAGAUCGGCUCGAUAUGAUAAAGAAUAAACUAAAAACAAAAAAGCGGCCUAUUUCAGAACGCGCACAAAAGAAACGCGAGGCAAAAAAACUUAAAAAGAAUAAGGAGUUCAAAAAAGUUCUUGUUUCGGCCACUAAGUCUAUUAAAAAUGAAAACCAAAAACAAAUGAAUACAGAAGAAUCCGUUCCGUUUGAGGAUAAAAAACAUAUAUCAGCUAAGCCAGUAUUUAAUGAAGAAGGAAAAAUGGUGUUUUCUAAAUUUGAUUUUGCACCACAUCCUGGUGCUAAUGUUAAGAAAUCUCAUCAGAAUCCAAGAGAAAUUUUAAAAAAAAUUAAAGAAACUGGCAAAAAAAUUAAUGAACUUAAUGAAAAAGGGGAAGUGGAAAAAGCUGCUGAAAUGAGAAAUGAAAUAGCUUGGAAUAAAGCAUUUGAUAAAGUCGAAGGUAAAAAAGUCAAAGACGAUCCAAAAUUAUUAUACAAAGCCAUCAAAAAGCGAAAAGUUGAAAAAAAGAAGUCCAAGAAGGAGUGGGUGGAUCGAAAACAAAAAAUGGAGUCUGGUAUUGAACAUAGGCAGAAGAAACGACAAGAAAACAUUGACAAACGCAUUAAAAAUAAAAAGAAUAAAAAACUUAAAAAUUUAUCAAAGAAAGGUAGAAUUAUACCAGGAUUUUAAAAAAA
This is a messenger RNA of Teleopsis dalmanni, 914 nucleotides long. It is a transcript of the gene Surf6, whose product is annotated as surfeit locus protein 6 homolog. Gene Ontology annotation, cellular component: nucleolus. Lineage: Eukaryota; Metazoa; Arthropoda; Insecta; Diptera; Diopsidae. Gene Ontology annotation, molecular function: RNA binding; DNA binding. Gene Ontology annotation, biological process: ribosomal small subunit biogenesis; ribosomal large subunit biogenesis. The coding region runs from base 55 to 909 and encodes 284 amino acids. The transcript has 2 exons. The record is from RefSeq and is a predicted model, not a curated record.